AUGGCGCCAAUUACAAGCGAAGGCAACAAGGACUUUGAAAAGCUAGUUCUCAUCGCGCAAGGGAAUAAAGCUCUAUCUGCUCACACUGUCCUGUCAAAAUACGAUAUCCAAAGCGAAGAUGACUUUACCAACGCCCUUUCCAGUCUAGUUCCACAUCCCAUUGCGCUUGCUUUUCAAUCCAACCGACGAAACACUGAAGGACCUGAAUGCAAUCAACAUGUUCGAUUUCGGCUAUGGAUGUGCCGAUUCAUUCGAGACUAUGCAAAAAUCAUGCUAUUGGAUUCCGUUGGUAUUCUUCACACAAAAAUUGAAAUGGACAAACUUGUCGGGAAACGAAAGUCACAGCGCCAGCUCAACAGAUUUUGGAGUAGUCAUGCUGAUACCUGUAUUCUUUGUGAUAGAGGUGUUAUGAAGAAGUAUGGGGCUUCCUUUGGGUGGAAGAAAUGUACCGAGUGCAAGGGAUGGGUCUGCCCGUACUGUGAUUGCCAAAAUUAUCAUCUUUUUCACCAGGCAAAACUGCUUGGGGUAAGCUUGGAAACGGGAAAAUGCAAGCCACAGUACAAGAAAAUAGCAGACAUGCGGACUGGCAAACCGAAUAAAGAAAGGCAAGUGGCUCCAAUAUCCACAAUGACAAAACAUCUUUCGCCAGCACAAGUAGCUCAGGAGAUAAAAAAGACACUGUCUCCUUGCUCCGUCAUUUCUGCCUCAAGCAAUGAUCGACAGACGCCACAUCUGGAAGCAAGACAGGAUGCUACGAUUGAACAAGAUUGUACAAGUGUCAAGCGGAAUGAGCCGUUUGAAGAGCGGGUCAAUUUUGUUCAGUAUUUGCAGGAAACGAACAGCAUGAUAGCUCUAGCCAAUCUGAUGGAUGGUCUGGAGUUACAAGGAUACGAUUUCGAACGGGAAAGUUUCAACUGUACCUUUGUAGAUAUUGAGUAG
This is a messenger RNA of Cylindrotheca closterium, 939 nucleotides long. NCBI's taxonomy places the organism in Eukaryota, Bacillariophyta, Bacillariophyceae, Bacillariales, Bacillariaceae. The record is from the annotation of a GenBank genome assembly.